Molecule: messenger RNA, 1394 nt
Organism: Athalia rosae (coleseed sawfly)
Lineage: Eukaryota; Metazoa; Arthropoda; Insecta; Hymenoptera; Athaliidae
Product: MRN complex-interacting protein
Exons: 3
Coding region: 89-883 (264 amino acids)
Biological process (GO): mitotic G2 DNA damage checkpoint signaling
Cellular component (GO): nucleus
Molecular function (GO): chromatin binding
Source: RefSeq, a predicted model, not a curated record
CUCGUGUGUGAAAACAGUGUAAUUCCAUCACACGUCAGAAAGCUGUCACAAAAUAUUCUGGAUGUUGCAGGAAUUUUAAAAGACCAAAAUGCCGCAGGAGAUGAACGUCCUGCGAUGUUAUUCUUGCGAAAUGUUUCAGGUUCACAUUGUGAAAAAAGCGACCAAGUGGCAAUGUAAAGUCUGCAAUGAAAAACAAUCUAUACAACAUGUUUACUAUCAAGGAUCUGGUCUUGAAUGUCGUCUUCAAGUUCAACACUUGAAUCUUACGAAACAAACUACCCAACAGCAGGAGUUGAAGGCAUUAGAGUUGAUUAAAACUGAUGAUACUGUAUCUAAAACCUACCAAAGUAUCGAGUAUCCUGCAAAUAAUUCCAACAAAUGGGCAAAAUACAUGAGUGGGCCUCCAAACAGUCUUCAAAAAAUAGAACAAGGUGUUGAUGUUGAAGAAGGCUCAUUCCACUCUACAAAUGUUGAAGUGCCAUCUGAAAGUGAAUUUCAUGAAAAUGAUAACUGUGGGAAUGAUACAAUAAGUCCGAUAAAGAAACGUGCUAAAAUAGAAUUAGAUAGUGCAGUAAACACUUUGCUAUUAAAAUCUUUGGACUCUACUGAAAAUGUAUUAAAUUGCGAGUUUAAACAAAUCAAUUGUACUACUGAGAAUGAGUCUACAUCUCCAAAACAGAGCCUUCGCAACAUAGUAAAAAUCAACAGGUUUGAAGCAACAAACUGUGUAAAAAAAAAUGUAGUCCCAGUUGAUAAAUUAAUGUCAUCACAUAAGGACACAAGUUGUAGUACAGCUGCACCAAAAGUUGUUGACUUUGUGCCAAAACAAGAAUCAAUUUUUGAGUCCAAUUGCGAUGACUUUGAUGGUAUUCUCGAUUUCUAGGAAAUUAUUAUAUGGAUCAGUUUUUGAUUUGUAUGUCCAGUGAUAACAAGUGUCCUUACAAGAUUGAACAAAUAUUUAUGUUUCGUUUUACCAAAUAGAUUUCAUUGAUUUUAAACUAUAUUACGAAAAAAAAAUCGUUUCACAGGGAUUUUAUAAUUUUAUUUCCAUAGAAUUACCUUUUAUGGGUCAAAGCCAGGCUGAAAAGAAAGGUUAAUACAAUUAAUAGCUUAAAUCGGUGGAUUAAGAGAUUCAUUACAUUAUUACUCUAGCCACUAGAUUCUUAUAAGAAAUAUAAAUAAAUUAAAAAUGGAUAUUUUUUGUUCUUUUUUUUAUGACUUACAAUGUUUACAUAUCAUAAUUGUAUGUACGCGUAUCGAUCAGCCUUAACUUAUUAAUUGAUACGUCAUACGUUGGAUUGCAUCGUUAUCAUUAAUGUCAGUAGGUGCGUAGACACCAUGCAUAAUGUAUAAUACUACAUAGAAUUAAUGGCAUAAAUAUUUUUCACUAACUA